AUUUCACUUCCAAAUAUUUAUCUUGCGCUCUCCUCUCACCCCGUCACACCACGCACAGUCUUCCUCUCACUGGCAAAACCCUCGCUGCUGACCAAAAUAGAAGUAUUCGAGAAAUGGACCAUACUCAACCAACCACCGACGAAGGUGGCCCCAAUGGCAGUAAUACGGAGCAGCCACAAAUAGCGGAUGCGGAAAGCCCUUCGGCAGAAGACGCCUCUCCCGAGAUUGCAGAUGCGGCAGACACUCCAUCAGCUGAUGAAAAGGAGAAUGGAUUGAAGGAAAUGCAGGCCAAGUGGCCCGGGUGGCCCGGGUACACGGUGUAUCGGAUAGUGGUGCCGGUGCUGAAAGUCGGCAGCAUCAUUGGGCGCAAGGGAGAUCUCAUCAAGAAGCUGGUUGAGGAGACUCGUGCUAGGGUUCGCAUACUUGAGGGCCUUCUCACCUCCCCCGAUCGCAUUGUUCUGAUUUCUGGGAAGGAAGAACCAGAAGCACCACUGUCUCCUGCAGUAGAUGCCGUAAUAAGAAUAUUUAAACGCAUCAAUGGACUACCUGAGAAUUAUGGUGAUGACGAGGCUCUUGGUGCUGCUGGAAUUGCAUUUUGUUCAAUUCGGUUAUUAGUGGCAUCCUCGCAAGGCAUUAGUUUAAUAGGAAAACAAGGCUCUUUGAUUAAGUCAAUUCAAGAGAGCACUGGUGCCUCUAUCCGCAUUCUCUCCAAUGAUGAAAUGCCAGUUUAUGCCAAUUCUGAGGAAAGGAUUGUCGAAUUACAAGGGGAAGCUCUCAAGGUUCUCAAAGCUUUGGAAGCUGUGGUGGGGCAUCUGAGAAAAUUUUUGGUGGAUCAGAGUGUUCUUCCCCUAUUUGAGAAGAGUUAUAAUGCACCACCGGUCACACAGGAACGGCAAGUGGACACUUGGUCUGACAAGGCAUUGCGGCACACUACUCCAAGGACUUCAUUUGGGAAUGAUUAUCCUCUUCAAAUGAAGAGGGAUUCUUUAUUUCUUGAUCAUGAAAGCCAAAUGGAAUCACAUAUUCCUUCUUCUAGAUUUUCAUUGUAUGGAUCAGAUCAUGUCCCUGGAAAUCGUUCUUCGGCAGGAAUAGGACGUACUGGUGGACCAAUAGUAACUCAGAUAGCUCAGACAAUGCAAAUACCACUUGCUUAUGCAGAGGAUAUUAUUGGGGUUCAAGGAGCAAAUAUUGAUUACAUUCGACGCACUAGUGGUGCCAUCCUCACUGUGCAAGAAAGCAGGGGCCUACAUGAUGAAAUCACUGUGGAGAUAAAAGGUACCUCUUCACAAGUUCAAACUGCACAGCAGCUAAUUCAGGAAUUCACCAGUGGUCAUAGAGAAACAAUUCCCGAAACUUAUAGCAACAUGGACUCAAGUUUAAGGCCUUCCUACUCUUGGCUUGGCAUGGACUCAAGUCUGAGGCCUUCCUACUCUCAGCUUGGCAGUGGUUCCUACUCGUCCUCAUCAUACAGAGAACAACAUUAUGAUGGCUAUGGAUCAUCUGGCCUUGGAGGAUACCGUAGUUUUAGGCAAUGAAAAUUCAUCGGCCCGAGUUUUUGUUCAGAAUUUUCCUGACAACCUCACAACAUCUAUGCCUGAUCCUAAUCUGUAAAGCAUCUUCCCAUUGGCGAUGGAAAGAAACAGAGUUUUCUGUAAUCUGUUGUAUGUGGUUAGGUCUUUUGAUAUUGGUGCUCAAAAUUUUAUUGUUUAUGAGAGCAGUUGCUUAAAAUUUCGUGAAUGUCAAAUUAACAUUAUUUUAUAU
This is a messenger RNA of Olea europaea var. sylvestris, 1761 nucleotides long. Its product is annotated as RNA-binding KH domain-containing protein PEPPER-like. NCBI's taxonomy places the organism in Eukaryota, Viridiplantae, Streptophyta, Magnoliopsida, Lamiales, Oleaceae. The record is from RefSeq and is a predicted model, not a curated record. Gene Ontology annotation, molecular function: mRNA binding. Bases 114 to 1535 code for a protein of 473 amino acids. Gene Ontology annotation, biological process: regulation of gene expression. The transcript has 6 exons. Gene Ontology annotation, cellular component: cytoplasm; nucleus.